This is a messenger RNA of Meleagris gallopavo (turkey), 2830 nucleotides long. It is a transcript of the gene TMTC4, whose product is annotated as transmembrane O-mannosyltransferase targeting cadherins 4. NCBI's taxonomy places the organism in Eukaryota, Metazoa, Chordata, Aves, Galliformes, Phasianidae. Gene Ontology annotation, cellular component: endoplasmic reticulum. Gene Ontology annotation, biological process: protein O-linked glycosylation via mannose; endoplasmic reticulum unfolded protein response. The record is from RefSeq and is a predicted model, not a curated record. Gene Ontology annotation, molecular function: protein binding; mannosyltransferase activity.
AUGACAUGCUUUAUUUUGACAGAUAAGGAAGGACAUAAUUUUUCUGUAUUCUGGGUGCUGGUGAGUGUUCUCCUAGGUGCAAUAGCCAUGCUGUGCAAAGAGCAAGGAAUUACAAUACUGGGUUUGAAUGCAGUCUUUGAUGCACUGGUGAUUAACAAGCUAAAUAUUUUGGAGUUCAUUCAAAAAUUACUACGUAAGGACAAGUUAUUGGAGAGUGCUGGUCUGCUAAGGAAGGGGCUGCUUUUCAGGAUAACUCUUCUGAUGUCUGGAGGGGCUAGUAUACUUUAUAUACGCUGGAGGAUUAUGGGCACAGGACCACCAGCUUUUACUGAAGUAGACAACCCAGCUUCAUUUGCAGAUAGUUUGUUUGUGAGAGCUAUAAACUAUAAUUACUACUAUUCGCUGAAUGCAUGGUUGCUGUUGUGUCCCUGGUGGCUGUGCUUUGAUUGGUCAAUGGGUUGCAUACCCCUCAUUAAAUCCGUCAGUGACUGGAGGAUAAUUGCACUAGCAGCACUUUGGUUCUGCCUAAUUGGUCUGAUAUGCCAAGCUCUGUGCUCAGAAGACAGCUAUAAGAGAAGAAUUCUUACACUGGGACUUGGAUUUCUUAUUAUCCCUUUUCUUCCUGCAAGCAACCUGUUCUUCCGUGUAGGAUUUGUUGUUGCAGAGAGAGUCAUCUACCUCCCCAGUAUUGGCUAUUGCAUUCUGUUUACAUAUGGAUUUAGUCUCUUGAGUAAGCAAGCCAAGAAAAAGAAAAUUCUUGCAGUGGCAGUACUUGGAAUCCUACUGAUGAACAUUAUGCGCUGUGCACUCCGCAGCAGUCAGUGGAGGUCAGAAGAACAGCUUUUUAGGAGUGCACUCUCUGUAUGCCCUCUCAAUGCAAAAGUACACUACAACGUUGGCAAAAACCUGGCUGACAAAGGAAAUCAAAGUGCUGCAAUUAAAUACUACAGAGAAGCUGUAAGGUUGAACCCUAAGUACGUACAUGCCAUGAACAACCUCGGAAAUAUUCUGAAGGAAAGAAAUGAACUCCAGGAAGCAGAAGAGUUGCUGUCCUUAGCUGUGCAAAUACAACCUGAUUUUGCUGCUGCAUGGAUGAAUCUGGGAAUAGUACAGAACAGCUUAAGAAGGUUUGAAGAGGCAGAGCAAAGCUACUGGACAGCAAUUAAACACAGAAAAAAAUACCCAGAUUGUUACUACAAUUUAGGGCGGUUGUAUGCGGAUUUGAAUCGCCAUAUAGAUGCAUUGAAUGCAUGGAGGAAUGCUACAGUUCUGAAACCAGAGCAUAGUUUGGCUUGGAACAAUAUGAUUAUAUUGCUUGAUAACACAGGCAAUCUAGCUCAAGCAGAGGCAGUUGGAAGAGAGGCCCUGGAGUUAAUACCUAAUGAUCAUUCCCUUAUGUUUUCUUUGGCAAAUGUACUGGGGAAAUCACAGAAAUACAAGUCAUAUUCAUCUGUAGAGUGAUGACUUGUCCACGUGUGAAGUCAAGACCUGUGACAGCCCAACACUUUUGUUUGUGUUGAUGAUGCUGUUAUAUAUCACGACUGUCGCUCUAGACUGUUUCAUUUUUUUGUAUAUUCUAUUAUUCCUCUCUUUCUACCUUGAAGCUGUUAUAAAAUAUGUUUUCAGAUUACUUUAACUAUGUUCUAGAAGAAUACAAAUUAACAUCCAGAAUGUAUAAGGGGUAACAUUAUGGAGGAGUUAAUUGCUAGUAUUACUUAGAUGAGUCAUGAGUGUGAAAGAACAGAGGAUCGUGCAGUUAUUUAGCAAGGGUAAUAUGCAGCCUGACAGAAUAAAAAAAUGUUUAUAAUGAAGUAAGCAGAAGAAAUAUGUAGAAAACUUGCUAGGAAACAUUCUCUGGGUAUAGAAGAAACAAGUUUGCCUUAGAAAAUUAAAAAGGAGGUAAUGCUGUCCAGUACUGAGCGGUCAUUAUGCUGCAGGGGAAUGCAUUGGACAAAGUGGGAAUAGUUGUAGGGGAAAAUAAAGCUCUCAAGCCAGAAUCCUGAAUAAAGCAAAAGAACCCAGGGAAGAAAUCAGAGAGCCAGUGAGAGUUUUAAUAUUUCAUUAGGGAGUAGUAGGUUUGUGUAGAGCAAAUGAUAAAGCCUAACUUGAGGUUGAUGGGUUAUAACAGGAAGAGCAAAUUAAGGGAAUUGGAAAGUGGAAUUAGUUAGAAAAGGAGAUAAUGACAGCAGCAGCUGAAGUUUUGCAUGGCCUGGAAAAAGGAGAUAGAGCAUGUUUGUUUGUUUGUAAGUGGGAGAAAAAAUGUUGAUUAAAAAAAGUAUGGAAAAUUGAUUUCUUGCCCACCCCCUCAACAUGUAAAAACAGAGAGAAAAGGAUGGUUCUUUAAGGGUGUUUAUUGAGUUGGGAGGAGUGAGGAAGGUGUGGGAUAGAGGCUGUCAAGGUGAUGGAGGUAACUGGCAGAAGGCUGCCUGGCUGCAUCUGUUUUGUUGUAUAACCUCGGGCAUUUCAUUUAUUUACUUUUUAUGUUUCUGUGUAAAAGUUGAUGCUACACUGGCUCUGUUGCCAUAAAAUAAGAUUUGUUUUGGGGUGGGUUUUGUUGUUUUGACGUUUUAUUUAUGGUUGGUUGGUUGGUUUUUGGGUAGUUAUUUUUAAAGGCACUGAGUCAAAAAGAUUUUAUUAUGUUAUCAGAGAUUCCCUUCAAAUGACUUGGAUGUUUUCCUUUGGUUUUAAGUGCAUUUUGAUUUUCAGCAGGAGAUGGAUUUCCUAAGCAACCCCCCAAAAGUCCUCCAACCCUUUAAGAUUUGUUUGUAUCUAUUCAUGAAUGAUUUAUUAUUCCAGAAACAAAAGCGCAUAAAAGAUUACCUGUUUUGGA